AUGCAUCUAGAAAAGUACAGGGAAAUCAUACAUGCUUGUUGCUUGGAAAAAGAUCUAGAAAUGAUGGAGUUCGGCGACAAGACCGAAAUCGGAGAGCGUGGGAUCAACCUUAGUGGUGGCCAGAAACAGCGCAUCCAGCUAGCUAGAGCAGUUUAUCAAGAUUGUGAUAUAUAUCUUCUUGACGACAUAUUCAGUGCAGUCGAUGCUCAUACUGGCUCAGCUAUCUUCAAGGAAUGUCUCAAGGGCAUACUGAAGAGCAAGACUGUCUUGCUUGUUACUCACCAAGUGGAUUUGUUGCAAAAUGUGGAUACUGUAUUUGUAGUGAUGAAAAAUGGUGGGAUUAUUCAGUCAGGGAAUUACGGCGAUUUACUAGAUUCCUCUUCAGAUUUUUUGGCUCUUGUUGCUGCUCACCACAGUUCUAUGGAAGCAUCUGGGGUGGAAGGUCACAAUGUUCAGAACACUGAGAAUUGCCCAGCCACCACAGUAUCACAAGAGCCCUCUUCUCUUAACUCCAACUCCAGUAAUGAAAACAGCCAUACAAAUGCCGUUGUGCCGAGCAAAGAAGCAGGUUCGUCGAAGCUGAUCCAGGAAGAGGAGAAGGAGAGUGGACGAGUAAGCUGGCAUGUGUACAAGCUAUAUGUCACGCAAGCUUGGGGCUGGUGGGGAGUUCUGCUCAUUCUAGCAUUGUCUGUGCUGUCAGAGGGCUCCACAAUGGCCAGUAACUACUGGAUGUCAUAUGAAACAUCGGGGGGCACCAUAUUUGAUAUCUCAAAGUUUCUUGGUGUCUAUGUUUCGAUAGUCGCUGUUUCAAUUGUGUUUGAAUUUAUCGCCGUUCUUUUCCAAGCAUUUUUGGGGCUUAAGUCAGCCCAGGCCUUUUUCAGCAAGAUGUUAGACAGCAUUCUGCGAGCUCCGAUGUCAUUUUUCGACACCACUCCUUCAGGAAGGAUCCUAAGCCGGGCAUCAGAGGACCAGACUAAAAUAGACGUUUACCUUUUAUUCUAUACGGGUGCCGGCAUAUCGAUGUGCAUUUCGGUGGCUAGUAGCAUUGCAGUUACCUGUCAAGUAGCAUGGCCAUCAGUCAUAGCAGUGCUUCCUCUACUGCUUCUGAACAUUUGGUACCGGAAUCGUUAUAUUGCAACAUCCCGAGAGCUAACUCGCCUUCAAGGAGUAACAAAGGCACCGGUUAUUGAUCACCUCACGGAGUCCUUUUCGGGCUCUCCAAUUAUAAGGUGCUUCGGGAAAGAGGAUGAAUUUUGCCAAAAAAGCUUGGACAUGAUUGAUUCGAAUUUGCGCAUGUCUUUCCAUAAUUAUGCAGCAAAUAGGUGGUUUGGGUUUCGCCUGGAGCUAAUUGGCACACUUGUGUUGUCUAUAACUGCUUUUCUCAUGAUCACUUUGCCUACCAAUUUCAUCAAGAAAGAAUUUGUCGGCAUGUCUCUGUCCUAUGGUCUUUCUCUCAACUCCUUGGUGUACCAUGCAAUUUCUGUAAGCUGCAUGAUAGAAAAUGAUAUGGUCUCUGUGGAGAGGGUGAAUCAGUACAGUAGCCUUCCUUCUGAGGCAGCAGGGACAUUGGCAGAUUGUCUGCGUCCGACGCCAAAUUGGCUCCAACGGGGAGACAUUGACAUAAAGGAUCUAGAGGUCAGAUAUAGACCAAACACACCUCUAAUCUUGAAAGGCAUUACGAUAAGCAUCCGCAGUGGAGAAAAGAUUGGCGUUGUGGGAAGGACCGGCAGUGGCAAGUCAACUUUGAUCCAGGCGUUAUUCAGGCUUGUGGAGCCAGCAAAAGGUCGGAUCAUCAUCGACGGAGUUGACAUUUGCACUCUGGGCCUUCAUGACCUGAGGUCUCGCUUCGGUGUGAUUCCUCAGGAGCCUGCACUGUUUGAAGGAACCGUGAGAAGCAACAUUGACCCAAUUGGGCAGUACUCCGAGGCUGAGAUAUGGCAGGCCCUUGAGCGUUGCCAGCUGAAAGACACAGUAGCUGCGAAACCUGAGAAGCUUGAUGCACAAGUUGCGGACAUGGGUGAGAACUGGAGCGUGGGGCAACGCCAGCUCCUAUGCUUGAGCCGUGUCAUACUGAAGCGCAGCCGGGUGCUGUUCAUGGACGAGGCCACCGCUUCUGUUGACUCUCAGACGGAUGCAGUCAUCCAGAGGAUCAUCCGGGAGGAGUUCCGUGAGUGCACUGUCAUCAGCAUUGCUCACCGUGUCCCGACCGUCAUAGACAGCGACAGAGUUCUGGUGCUGGAUGCAGGGUUAGUGAAAGAGUUUGAUGCUCCAUCCAAGCUGAUGGGAAGGCCUUCAAUUUUCGGGGCGAUGGUUCAGGAGUACUCAAGCCGCUCGUCGCAGGCAACCGAUGGAUGA
Triticum turgidum subsp. durum (durum wheat) is the source of this 2355-nucleotide messenger RNA. NCBI's taxonomy places the organism in Eukaryota, Viridiplantae, Streptophyta, Magnoliopsida, Poales, Poaceae. The record is from the annotation of a GenBank genome assembly.